This is a messenger RNA of Babesia bovis T2Bo, 807 nucleotides long. RefSeq lists its product as uncharacterized. Gene Ontology annotation, molecular function: rRNA binding; structural constituent of ribosome. Gene Ontology annotation, cellular component: ribosome. Gene Ontology annotation, biological process: translation. NCBI's taxonomy places the organism in Eukaryota, Apicomplexa, Aconoidasida, Piroplasmida, Babesiidae. The record is from RefSeq and is a predicted model, not a curated record. The transcript has a single exon. The coding region runs from base 26 to 712 and encodes 228 amino acids.
CACCAUUAUAUAUAAUUUCGAUAUAAUGCUAGCUGGUAGCUGUAAAGUACCGCCAUGGAUUCGUUGCCAAACAAGGCAUUUUGGUGUAUCUGGGAGCUAUGGACCCAGUAUAUAUGGAAUCCAACAGACAGAGACUAACACACGACUCAUUCGUUUACCGGAAGAGGCUCAGCAACCUCAAGUAAAUCUCUAUCCACGCAUUCAGGUAACUCGUUGGCCAGGUGAGGUGCGAGCUUUACGUUCAUCGUAUUUUUUCCGCCCAGGUCAGCGUAGUAAUACUGGUUACUAUCACAUGCUGAUCCCUGGUCGUAAAGAUAUAUGCCUAGUAUCGAAUGUUGACAAGCGUUUGACGGCUACUCGCACUAUAGAGAACUGUUUAUAUGAGCGUACUCGUGGUUUUGCCGGUCAGGUGUUACUCCAUGGUCGUGGUGUUAAGGCUUAUUUUGAACCUGCAUUUCCGCACUUGAUGUUCAGACUUGGGGUAGGAUCUAAUUGUUUGGACGCCACUCGUGUUUGUACUAUGUAUGCCAAUCAAGUAAAGGUGGAAGUAGAUCGUACAGGACUGAUUAUAUCAGUUCAUGGCUACAAUAAGAUGAUGGUUGGUAAUGUGGUGUAUCGUCUUUUCCGGUUAGUGGAGGCUAACCCCUACACGCUUAAGGGAGGUCAUAUUGCCAACCACCCGAUAAAGUGCAAGGUCCCUAAGAAACGUUAGUGGACUAGUGGCUGGUUACAUAUACACGGCAUUGCCACUUUGUCGUCGCAAUGUGACGUUUCACAUUACUAUCGCAAACUCUGGCGGAAACUCGC